Ilex paraguariensis (yerba mate) is the source of this 3103-nucleotide messenger RNA. The record is from the annotation of a GenBank genome assembly. Lineage: Eukaryota; Viridiplantae; Streptophyta; Magnoliopsida; Aquifoliales; Aquifoliaceae.
UAUCUGUUGGGUGUUUUGUUUAUGACUGUCAAUCAUGUAAUUGUGGAUUGAUUGACAUAUAAACUUGAUUUGCUUUCAUUUAUCUUUAAUGUUCUCUUGGAAGUGACACCAAAUAAAGGGAUAGGAUUACUUAGACAAGUUUUGUUCUUCUCUUUUUUUGUAUUAUAUAUUUUUAGAUUUUUUUUUUUUAUUGAUGCAAGCUAUAUAUACUAGGCAAUUUGAUUUUUUCACUUUCUGUUCCUUAGUGUUCCAGUGGGUUGUGAAUAGUAUGAUUAGAUACUUUGUAUUCCAGAUUGAUAUAUUUUGUGAUUCUGCUACUUUUCAAACCGACCUUAAUUCUGCACUCGGAUAUUGCAAUCGCAUGGACAAUACAUUCUUUUCUAAUGGAAUUUCAUGUUCCAGGUUUUAAAUUGUUGUCACUUCCCAAAAACCUUGCAUUUUCUGCACUACUCAUUUUGAUAUUAAUUAUUUGUUUAUCCUUGACAAUCUGACACCAAGAAACUGCUUGGAGGUGUUUAUUUUGUUCUCUGACGAUGGAUUUGAACGAACUUCAUGUAUUGCAUUUGAUGCGAACGUGUUGAAAAUAUCAAGUGAAUUAGAAACAUUGACUUCUGGGGAGAUGGACAUUCUGUUUGCAUGACCUGAUUUUUCUUUUUAUGUUCUUAUGAUUACCCAUUGGAUUACAAAUUAAACAGAACAGAUCAACUUAGGUAUUGAGUUCAAUUUUUUCUCUGCAAACGGGAUUCACCUCUUAGGUUGCUCCGUCAUCCUGUUGAUUUUCAUUUAUGUUCAAAGGAUGAGCACUUCCAUAAGUUUUGGCUGAGAAUCGAAUUGAAAAGAUCCAGUGGUUUAUUUAGCUUUGAAGACCACCUUCUCAGUAGCAGCAAUUCCAUUAGAAAUAACUUCUAGCUUUCUUAUCUUUUUGAUACGUACUUCCUUUUCGCGAUUUGUUAGCGCUAACUAUUUUUGUCACUUAAUUUCCAGAUUCCCUGUGAGAAUUGAUUGCAAGAUCCAUCGGUCAAUACUGUGCAGUCUGUCAUUUUUGAGUUUUUUUCACAGCUGAAGUAGUAGACAAAAGUAUUUUGCCUGCCUUCUAGGUCUGAUCUGCUGGAGGAAGAAGAUGGAGAAAUUGAUUGUCAAUGCAGAGAAAGGAGGCCAAAAGAAAGAAGAUCAUAGUGAAGAAAAUAGUUUGUCCAAAAAAUUAGUAAGAAAGGAAGAGCCAAAGCAUGUAUUGCUUCUAAAUUCAAGGAAAUCACAAAUCAAUGAACUUUGCAGCCAGGAACUGUUCCUUAAAAUCAUUCAUAGUUUAGAUGAUAGGAUUCCAAAGCGUAUUACGAGUUUUGAUGAAAGAUACGUUCAUCGUUGCCUGGAAUUGAUACGUAACUGCGCCUUGAGAGCAGCCUCAUGCAAUGUCUAUCCAGAGAUGGGUGUUUGUUCAAGAGAAAUUAGUAAUAGAGUUUGCUGUGAUUUGGCUAAUUUAGUUAUUGAAUGUCCUUUGGCUGCUGGGGCCGAGGAAUUUGUCAUAACCUCGACUGGCGAUUGGAUUCUUGGUAUAAUCAAUGAGAGUACUAGUAUGGUGAACAUUCUAAAGAGCCCUUUAGUUUACCAAUUGGGUGUCUUAGAUUGUGAUGUCAACUUUCGAGGAACAAGUUCCAAUUUUAUAAGCUCUUCUGAUGGUUUCAGUAUCAGUUCAUCGCAGAAGUUACAAAAAGAGAUGGUGAUUCUUGGGCAUCAUAUAUAUGAAUCUGAGCCUGCACACAAAAGGCUUGUUUCUGUAUCGAGCACAACCUCAACCUGCACAGAGCAGUCUUCUUCUUCUGCAUCUGUCACUGCUUUUUCUCAGGGAAUGCUCCAGUACACAUGGAAGGAUGGGUUUCCACAUUACAGUUUCUCUGUAGAUGAUCAGAGGGAGUUUUAUGUAGCCAACUUGUUUAAGGCUGAGUCACUGGAUGACAAGGUUGUGGAUUAUAUGUACAUGUUUCACUCAAGAGCAGAUGGCAAAAAAGUACGUGACAUUAGUGAGGACGAGUCCUAUCUUGUCGGUAAAAUGAGAGUCUCAACUUCUACUACUCUCUGUCCAAACAACUCGGAAGUAAUUGAGACUCAGUUUGUGCUGUUUGGUUCUGAUGAUAGUUGUGUGACAGAGAUGCAAACUUCAAGCCAUACCCUUAGGAAGAACAAGGGGUUGCCUAAGAAGAUGGUGGAUGUAUUCAAGACAAGUCAGUCUCAUAUGAAGAGAAGUCUCUCCAAAUUUGGGGGAUCAAAUGUCAUACGUGAAAAUUUUUCUUUGGAGCCAUGCCACGAUUCACACGAGUCUAGUCCAGGUAAGGCCAAUCUUUCGGAUAUUCAUUCUCCUCCAAAUUGUGAGUUGGCUGCCAUUGUUGUAAAAGAUCAUGUUCAUUACGAUCAUAACGAAGCAGAAAUUGGAGGGUGGGGUUUAAAAUUUCUCAAGAAAGCUGGGAUUAACCAAACCAAUGCAUCACUAGAAACCUCAGUACCUUCUGAAUGCUGUCAACGAAAUAGUGGUGAUUGCUCUACGAGUAUGGAGAUUCUAGUUCCCGCGGGUUUUCAUGGUGGUCCAAGAACCAGAAGUGGUGGCCCUUCAAGCCUCAUUGAGAGAUGGAACUCUGGUGGUUGCUGUGACUGUGGUGGCUGGGACACAGGGUGCCCACUCACUCUACUUCACAAUAGGCCGAGCAAAACCCAAGUUUCACCUCAGGCAGAUAUUCUUGAUGAAUGCAAAGCAUUUGAUCUCUAUAUACAGGGUUCAAAGCAAGGUACCCCAGUCAUGAGAAUGGUCAAUAUCCAUGAUGGUUUGUAUUAUGUUCAUUUCCAGUCAAGUCUCUCAGCUCUCCAGUCUUUCUCCAUUUCAGUGGCAAUUAUUCAUACUCAUAAUCCAAACCUCCGACCCAAAGUGUACAGGAGUUGCAAUUAGAAAAUCUAUGGGUGAGGUUUCUGUAGUGUUUUCAAAUUAAGUUAUUUGUAGGUGGAUUGAGAUGUUAGUGAGUCUGCAUUAUUGGCAGUGUUCCAACGCUAGUGAUUUUUUUUUUUGAUGUUUAAAAAAAGGGUGGGACAAAGAAGAGCGUCCGUAAACCAUCCCGAU